Molecule: messenger RNA, 2370 nt
Organism: Chrysochloris asiatica (Cape golden mole)
Lineage: Eukaryota; Metazoa; Chordata; Mammalia; Afrosoricida; Chrysochloridae
Gene: IGF2BP1
Product: insulin-like growth factor 2 mRNA binding protein 1
Exons: 15
Coding region: 308-2041 (577 amino acids)
Biological process (GO): nervous system development; regulation of gene expression
Cellular component (GO): cytoplasm; nucleus; cytosol
Molecular function (GO): mRNA 3'-UTR binding
Source: RefSeq, a predicted model, not a curated record
AGAAACGUGACACACCAGCCCGCUCGGAGGGGUUUCGGACCGAAGGGAAGGAGCCGCCGCCGCCGCCGCGUCCUCCCUCCGCCUCCCUGCGCGCCGCGGGCACUUCUGCUGGGCCCUCCCGGAACUCCCCGCCGCCGCAGGCCACCCUCCAGCCCCGGGCUCCGGACAACUCCUGGGGUGGGUGGAAAGAAAGUUUGCGCUCCGGCUGCCGCCUCCCCUCUUCUGGGCCUAGGAGGCUAGCCGCCUGCACCCGCGCCCGCUCGGUUCGGCCUCGCCGGGGACCACAUCUUGCCUGGAGACCGCCACCAUGAACAAGCUUUACAUCGGCAACCUCAACGAGAGCGUGACUCCCGCGGACUUGGAGAAAGUGUUUGCGGAGCACAAGAUUUCCUACAGCGGUCAGUUCUUGGUCAAAUCCGGCUACGCCUUCGUGGACUGCCCCGAUGAGCACUGGGCCAUGAAGGCCAUCGAAACUUUCUCUGGAAAAGUAGAACUGCAAGGAAAACGCCUAGAGAUUGAGCACUCGGUCCCCAAAAAACAAAGGAGUCGAAAAAUUCAGAUCAGAAAUAUUCCACCCCAGCUCCGAUGGGAGGUACUGGACAGUCUUCUAGCACAAUAUGGCACAGUCGAGAACUGCGAGCAAGUGAACACCGAGAGCGAGACAGCUGUGGUGAAUGUCACCUAUUCCAACCGCGAGCAGACCAGGCAGGCCAUCAUGAAGCUGAACGGCCACCAGCUGGAGAACCAUGCCCUGAAGGUCUCCUAUAUCCCUGACGACCAGAUCACACAAGGCCCUGAGAAUGGGCGCCGAGGAGGCUUUGGCUCCCGGGGUCAGCCCCGCCAGGGUUCUCCUGUGGCAGCCGGAGCUCCAGCCAAGCAGCAGCAGGUGGACAUCCCCCUGCGUCUCCUGGUGCCCACCCAGUAUGUGGGUGCUAUCAUUGGCAAGGAGGGUGCCACUAUCCGCAACAUCACAAAACAGACCCAGUCCAAGAUAGAUGUGCACAGGAAGGAGAAUGCAGGGGCAGCGGAGAAGGCCAUCAGCGUCCAUUCGACCCCUGAGGGCUGCUCCUCUGCCUGUAAGAUGAUCUUGGAGAUAAUGCAUAAGGAGGCAAAGGACACUAAAACGGCUGAUGAGGUUCCCCUGAAGAUUCUGGCCCAUAAUAACUUUGUGGGGCGUCUGAUUGGCAAGGAAGGCCGUAACCUGAAGAAAGUAGAACAGGACACAGAGACAAAAAUCACCAUCUCCUCGUUGCAGGACCUCACCCUAUACAAUCCUGAGAGGACCAUCACUGUGAAGGGGUCUAUUGAGAACUGUUGCCGGGCUGAGCAGGAAAUCAUGAAGAAAGUCCGGGAGGCCUAUGAAAAUGAUGUGGCUGCCAUGAGUCUGCAGUCUCAUCUGAUCCCCGGCCUGAACCUGGCUGCUGUGGGCCUGUUCCCAGCCUCGUCCAGUGCGGUCCCACCCCCUCCCAGCAGUGUCACUGGAGCAGCCCCCUACAGCUCCUUUAUGCAGGCUCCAGAGCAGGAGAUGGUGCAGGUGUUCAUUCCAGCCCAGGCAGUGGGAGCCAUCAUUGGGAAGAAGGGGCAGCACAUCAAACAACUCUCCCGGUUCGCCAGUGCCUCCAUCAAGAUCGCCCCUCCUGAAACUCCUGACUCCAAGGUUCGGAUGGUCAUCAUCACAGGACCUCCAGAGGCUCAAUUUAAGGCUCAGGGAAGAAUCUAUGGCAAACUCAAGGAGGAGAACUUCUUUGGUCCCAAGGAGGAAGUAAAGUUGGAGACACACAUCCGGGUGCCAGCAUCUGCAGCUGGCCGGGUCAUUGGCAAAGGUGGCAAAACGGUGAACGAGUUGCAGAAUUUGACAGCAGCUGAGGUGGUGGUGCCAAGAGACCAGACUCCUGAUGAAAAUGACCAGGUCAUCGUCAAGAUCAUCGGGCAUUUCUAUGCCAGCCAGAUGGCUCAGCGGAAGAUCCGAGACAUCUUGGCUCAAGUUAAACAGCAACACCAGAAGGGACAGAGUAAUCAGGCCCAGGCCCGGAGGAAGUGACCAGACAUAUCCCGUCUCAUCAACUCUAGGACAACGAGUGGAAGUUGAGCAUGCAUGCUUGACGCCAGCCUGAGAAUGAGUGGGAAUCAGGGAUAUGUGAAGCCUGCCUGUAGAUCAGGUUUGCCCACUUGGCUUGAGAAAGAUGUUCCAGUGAGGAACCCUGAUCUCGGCUCCAAACACCCAAACAAUUCACCCAACACUGUCCAUCCUAUGGGAUGUCACUAUUGAAAUUCUAUUUCAGGGUGCUUUUAAACGUGGAUUAAGUUGAGUUGAACACUCCAGGCCCCCUGGCGAGGGUAGGUCAGACCCCAGUGGGAAAUGAAAUAAAA